Salvelinus namaycush (lake trout) is the source of this 808-nucleotide messenger RNA. RefSeq names its product nidogen-2-like. Gene Ontology annotation, cellular component: basement membrane. The coding region runs from base 77 to 808 and encodes 243 amino acids. NCBI's taxonomy places the organism in Eukaryota, Metazoa, Chordata, Actinopteri, Salmoniformes, Salmonidae. Gene Ontology annotation, biological process: cell-matrix adhesion. The transcript is spliced from 6 exons. The record is from RefSeq and is a predicted model, not a curated record.
GCUUGGAGUCUACGUCCCCACGUGUGACAACGAUGGACAAUACACCCCUGAGCAAUGCUGGGCCUCUACAGAUGGUAUGAUACGACCCAAGACUCCCUGUGAGAUUGCUAGAGAUACUGCGAUGGAAAAAGUCGGGCUUGGAGUCUACGUCCCCACAUGUGACAACGAUGGACAAUACACCCCUGAGCAAUGCAGGGCCUCUACAGGUUACUGUUGGUGUGUGAACAGUUCUGGACAGAAGAUCCCGGGUACUGAGACUCCUCCGGGCACUGCUAGAAUCAACUGUGCCACACAGAAUGCUACGAUACGACCCAAGACCCCAUGUGAGCGUGCUAGAGAUGAUGUGAUAAAUGGCCUAAUUGGAGCCUUCACCCCCACAUGUGACGCCGCUGGACAAUACACCCCUGAGCAAUGUUGGGGCUCUACAGGUCAAUGUUGGUGUGUGAACAGUUCUGGACGGAAGAUCCCGGGUACUGAGACUCUACCAGGCACUGCUAGAAUCAACUGUUCCACCCAGACCGGUGUGGAGAAUUACAAGCCUACGAGGACAGGACAUUCAUUCACCGAGAACGACGAGCCCCCGUUAGCUGAUUCUAGCAGCGAAGAGGACAAACCGGAGGAGUCCGAGCCAUGCACUUCCACCGAUGAUGACAGCUCUCUGGCUGGACAAGAACAGGUGGUCGCACCAGGCCUAGCUACACCUCCAAACAAUACCGGUGAAGACCCUACUAUCUUGGACCCAGACUCAGAUUCGUCGCUCCCCGUCCCCGGUGACAGUGGUGGUGCUGCUGCUAAAUCCGACUCCUAG